CUACUGAAGAAGCAAAUGAGAAAUCAUACAGAAGUAAGAGCGUUUAUCCUCCUGGGAUUGUCAGAUGAUCCCAGGCUCCGGGUGGUAAUAUUCAUCUUUCUCUUCCUCACCUACAUGCUCAGCAUCACUGGGAACCUGACCAUCAUCACCCUUACCCUGCUGGAUUCCAGUCUUCAGACUCCAAUGUAUUUCUUCCUCAGGAAUUUCUCCCUAUUAGAAGUUUCAUUCACAACCGUCAGUAUACCCAAGUUCCUAAGUACCAUUAUUUCAGGAGAUAAAACCAUUUCUUUUAACAACUGUAUAGCUCAGUUAUUUUUUUUCAUUCUCUUGGGAGUCACUGAAUUUUACCUUCUGGCUGCCAUGUCCUAUGAUCGCUACAUUGCCAUCUGCAAACCUCUGCACUACAUGACCAUCAUGAAUCGCAAAGUCUGCACAAUGCUUGUCUUUGCUUCCUGGCUGGUCUCAUUCUUAAUUAUCUUCCCUGCUCUCAUGUUGCUACUACAGCUUGAUUACUGUAGGUCCAAUAUCAUUGACCAUUUUACCUGUGAUUACUUCCCCCUCCUCCAACUUUCUUGUUCAAACACUAAAUUCCUUGAGAUAAUGGGGUUUUCCUGUGCUGUGUUUACUCUGAUGUUCACCUUGGCACUAAUAUUUCUGUCCUACAUAUAUAUCAUCAGAACGAUUUUGAAGAUUCCUUCUGCUACUCAGAGGACAAAGGCCUUUUCUACGUGUUCUUCCCACAUGAUUGUCAUCUCCAUCUCUUAUGGCAGCUGCAUUUUUAUGUACAUUAAACCUUCAGCAAGAGAGAGAGUGUCUCUGAGCAAGGGAGUGGCUGUGCUAAACACCUCAGUGGCUCCUAUGCUCAAUCCCUUUAUUUACAGCCUGAGGAAUCAGCAGGUCAAGCAAGCCUUCAUGAACAUGGCAAGGAAGAUUGUGUUUUUUACAAGUACACGGAAAGACGUGGUGUCUUGAGGUAAA
Messenger RNA from Marmota flaviventris (yellow-bellied marmot), 978 nucleotides. Its product is annotated as olfactory receptor 6C1. Gene Ontology annotation, molecular function: olfactory receptor activity; G protein-coupled receptor activity. Lineage: Eukaryota; Metazoa; Chordata; Mammalia; Rodentia; Sciuridae. The record is from RefSeq and is a predicted model, not a curated record. Gene Ontology annotation, cellular component: membrane. Gene Ontology annotation, biological process: G protein-coupled receptor signaling pathway.